Molecule: messenger RNA, 4077 nt
Organism: Otolemur garnettii (small-eared galago)
Lineage: Eukaryota; Metazoa; Chordata; Mammalia; Primates; Galagidae
Gene: MYORG
Product: myogenesis regulating glycosidase (putative)
Exons: 2
Coding region: 334-2484 (716 amino acids)
Biological process (GO): skeletal muscle fiber development; carbohydrate metabolic process
Molecular function (GO): hydrolase activity, hydrolyzing O-glycosyl compounds
Source: RefSeq, a predicted model, not a curated record
GGCUCAGCAGCGCCCAGCUAGGCAGCGCCCCGCGCGGCGCAGUGGCAGGUCAACUCCGGCUCACGCGGAGGGGAUCUGCCAGAGGCUCCUUCACCCGAUUUCUGCCCGGUUGUCACUGCCAUGAGUGAGCCCAGCGAAAGGACGUGAGAGUGGGGCACUGCUGACGGAGCAAGAUUCCUGAACUUCGCUUCCACCGAUGAGUGGGUGGAGCGAGCCUCUAUACCUGGGCCCUUUCUGCAGCCGCGGUUCCCAUCCGGAGACAGACUUGGGCAGGCCGGGCUUAGAUAAGCUUGGUCAGGUGGCCCCACCAGCCUCUUUCUUAGCUGGGGACUAAUGUCCCAGAACCCUCAGGAGAAAAGCCAGGCCAACCCCCGCCGCCGCUGCCGCCCUGGUUGGCGCGCAGGUCAUAAGAGCCCUGAAGACAUCGCAGUCGCAGCUAUGUACACGUUCCUGCCGGAUAACUUCUCGCCCACUAAACCCAAGCCGUCUAAAGAGUUGAAACCACUGCUGGGCUCCGCGGUGCUGGGGCUGCUGCUGGUGCUGGCAGCAGUCGUGGCCUGGUGCUACUACAGCGCCUCCCUACGCAAGGCGGAACGCCUUCGGGCAGAGUUGCUGGACCUCAACCGCGGCGGCUUCUCCAUCCGUAACCAGAAGGGAGAGCAGGUCUUCCGCCUGGCCUUCCGUUCUGGCGCGUUGGACCUCGACUCUUGCAGCCGAGAUGGCGCCCUGCUUGGCUGCUCGCGCACGGCCGACGGGCGCCCGCUGCACUUCUUCAUCCAGACUGUGCGGCCCAAGGACACAGUCAUGUGCUACCGUGUGCGCUGGGAGGAAGCGGUGCCAGGGCACUCCGUGGAGCACGCCAUGUUUCUGGGCGACGCGGCAGCGCACUGGUAUGGUGGUGCGGAGAUGAGGACGCAACACUGGCCCAUCCACCUAGAUGGCCAGCAGGAGCCACAGCCAUUUGUCACCAGCGACAUCUACUCCUCCAACGCCUCGUUCGGGGGCAUCCUUGAGCGCUACUGGCUGUCUUCUCACGCAGCUGCCAUCAAAGUCAACGACUCAGUGCCCUUCCACCUGGGGUGGAACAGCACCGAGCGUUCUCUGCGGCUGCAGGCGCGCUACCACAACACGCCCUACAAAUCGGCCGCUGACCGCACAGACGCACUGGAGCUGAGCUACCGUGUGUGCGUAGGCUCCGAUGUCACCUCUAUCCACAAGUACAUGGUUCGGCGCUACUUCAACAAGCCGUCUAGAGUGCCAGCGCCAGAGGCUUUCAGAGACCCCAUUUGGUCCACGUGGGCUCUGUAUGGGCGCACUGUGGACCAAGACAAGGUGCUGCAUUUUGCCCAACAGAUCCGCCAGCACCGAUUCAACAGCAGCCACCUGGAAAUCGACGACAUGUACACGCCCGCCUAUGGCGACUUCGACUUCGAUGAGGUCAAGUUCCCCAACGCCAGUGACAUGUUCCGCCGCCUGCAUGAUGCUGGCUUCCGUGUCACACUCUGGGUGCACCCGUUUGUCAACUACAACUCGUCAUGCUUCGGGGAGGGCGUGGAGCGCGAGCUGUUCGUGCGUGAACCCACUGGCCGCCUGCCCGCGCUGGUGCGCUGGUGGAACGGAAUCGGCGCAGUGCUGGACUUUACGCGACCAGAAGCCCGUGACUGGUUCCAAGGACACUUGCGGCGGCUGCGCUCUCGCUAUUCUGUGGCCUCCUUCAAGUUUGAUGCAGGUGAGGUUAGCUACCUUCCGCGGGACUUCAGCACCUACAGGCCGCUGCCUGACCCCAGUGUAUGGAGCCGGCGCUACACUGAGAUGGCGCUGCCCUUCUUCUCACUGGCUGAGGUCCGUGUAGGCUACCAGUCACAGAACAUUUCAUGCUUCUUCCGCCUGGUGGAUCGCGAUUCGGUGUGGGGCUAUGACCUCGGACUACGAUCGCUAAUCCCUGCGGUGCUCACCGUCAGUAUGCUGGGCUACCCGUUCAUCCUACCUGAUAUGGUGGGUGGAAACGCGGUGCCCGAGCGCACAGCGGGCGGUGGCAAUGUGCCCGAGCGUGAGCUCUAUAUUCGCUGGCUGGAGGUGGCCGCCUUCAUGCCAGCCAUGCAGUUCUCUAUCCCGCCCUGGCGAUACGACGCAGAAGUGGUAGCCAUUGCCCACAAGUUCGCCACACUGCGGGCCUCUCUUGUUGCGCCGUUAUUGCUUGAGCUGGCAGGUGAGGUCACAGACACAGGGGACCCCAUCGUGCGCCCCCUUUGGUGGAUCGCACCUGGCGACGAAACUGCUCACCGCAUCGACUCGCAGUUCCUUAUCGGGGACACACUGCUGGUGGCGCCGGUGCUGGAGCCUGGCAAGCAGGAGCGCGACGUCUACCUGCCUGCCGGCAAGUGGCGCAGCUACAAGGGUGAGCUUUUUGACAAGACGCCCGUGCUGCUCACGGAUUAUCCUGUUGACCUGGACGAGGUCGCCUAUUUUGUCUGGGCAUCCUGACCCUGCCCAGUACCUGGCAACAGCAUAGCCCUAACCUCAGCCUUUAUGCAGACCUUUAGGGCUCCAUCACAUCUGCAUUGUGUACCCCAGGAAGUCUAAGCCUCUGUACCACCCAUUUAGUGGGUACUGACUUAAAUGUGCUUAACCCAGCUGCUGUGAGGGAGGACUGGGGAGGGAACACUAGAGCAACCUCCAGCUCCAACACACAAUCAAUUCUAUGCCCUUUUCCCUCCUCACUCACUCUAGUCUGGACAAACUUUUUCCCUGGAAUGGAGGCCUAAGGAGAGCUCAGAGGGAAAAGGUCAGCUCUCUUCCUGUUGUUACACAUGAUUGGGUUUGUAAAGCACAAAGUGAAACCUCUUCCUCCAUCUUGGCCCUUAUACCAUUUUUGUCCUUCAGAGGUGACGACUUGAUCUCCUUUAAGGUCCCUAAAUAGCCCCCACCACACUUAAAAGUAUACAUACUUAGUAUUGGAAAUCAGGCCCUGAGUUUCCAGCACUGGCUUGAACUGUGGCUGAUUUGGUCCCCACUGCAGCUAAGGAGAAGGGAUAGAGGUGUUUGGCCAACUGAUUAGACAAUCAGCGCCUCCAAAGGAACAGGAGGACAUGCAGUACAGAGCCAUCGUCAGUGUUCCCCUGUUUGUGAAGAGACUCCUAACGUCACAUUAACCCAUCUGUGUACAUACAUGGGCUCAGCCCCUGGCUAAUUGUGCCUGUUGAGUACAGACUUGCAGGGUCAUGCAGGCCAGACUUGGUGCCUUAGCUCAAGAACCCUUCGUGUGUGUGUGGAGGGGGGAGACAUAGACACAUAUACCAUGGGUCUCUGGUCUAUAGAAUGAACACAGCAUCCCUGAGGCUGCAUAAACCUGGAAGGAGAGGCCAUGGAGCAAAUUUGAGGCUCUGAUUGUUGAGCGGGUCUCUCCUAUGUGGUUUCCCUAGGACUCUGCUGAGAAAUAAAUAGCUGUUUCCAGAUUCCCCAAUUGCCUUAUUCCCUGCACGUGUGGCAGGGUGUGGCCUAGAAGGGAGUGAUGUUCCUAUUCUGGUGGUGUGUGCUUCCAAACACAAGCUACACACACAUACACACACCAACACCUGCCAAUACACAGACAGGGUAAAGCCCUUUGUCUCAGCCAUUUUCACUUCCUAAGAAGAGCAACCUCAACCAGAGUGAGUUUUUCCUGAUUUUGUAGUUCAGUCUGGAGAAGAGUGGCUUGUCAAAGGUGGGAGGUGGAGACAAGGUGGGAAUCAGCCUCCUUCAACAGCUCUGCCAGCAGAACCAGUUUCCCACCCCCUAGAGAAUACAUCCCUUUUCCUACUUCUCUACCUGCUUUAUUUUCUCAGUGUGGAAAAUGCCUGAUGAAAACUUUGGAACCCUCACAGAUGCGCAUGUCAGUGUGCUAGGAGUGCUAAUUCUAUCACUUGGUCUACCAGUUGAGUGACCUUGAACAAGCUGCUUAGCCUCAAUAAGCCUCAGUUUCCUCAUAUGUAAGAUGGUGUUAAUAAUGCCUACCUCCCAGGUUGUGAGAAUUAUAAGCACAGGUGUAUGUAAAGUGCCUGGCACAAAGUAGGUGCUCAAUAAAAGGUAGCUAUUAUG